Molecule: messenger RNA, 692 nt
Organism: Guyanagaster necrorhizus
Lineage: Eukaryota; Fungi; Basidiomycota; Agaricomycetes; Agaricales; Physalacriaceae
Exons: 7
Coding region: 1-540 (179 amino acids)
Source: RefSeq, a predicted model, not a curated record
AUGGCCGCAGAAGGGUUCCAGGUUCGCAAGGACUUGGCGCCGGCUGGUCGCAGUCGAGUGAGUAAAAAACAUAAUACGGGCAUGUCUACGGACUUUGUUCCCUCGCAUCAUUGGUACUUUCCGACAGCUUCGGAUUACAUCGGGAAAUCCAUGAAUGCUGUUCAGUCCUUAUUAUUACUCGAAAUUGCUCGAGAAGCGGAAGAACCAUGGAGCGCCGGGGGUACAAAGGGUGUAGUACGAAAACAGCAAGCUUGCUCCGGAGUGCAGAGUGCGCUGGGCCGCGAUUUCAUAAUCCACAUGGCGAUUAACGAGAUGUGUCGCGAUAAUCCGACGAUCUCAGUAACCCAAACGAGCGUCGACAUAUUAUACGUCUCCCAGUCGUGUUUCGCGGCACCAAAAGAAGACCCAUUCGAUCGGACAGGUUGCUCGCCAGGAAGUAAUUUCGGUGGUUUUCCUAUCGACAGAACAACAGGUACCUUUCAUACGCCUGAUGCUAAUUACUACGCAAGUGCGGGCCAGCGGCUUGUCGUUAACCAUUAACUUUUGAAUGUGGGCGCGGUCAGUACUUACCUUCUGAGUCAGUGAAAAUCAAAAUCAGGGAUCGAAGGACUCUCGGGCAUGAUGUGAUUGAGGUGGCGCGUGAUACUAUAACAUCUCGACACUCUCAAGCGCGGCUUCGUUCAUGAUGAUUC